CCUGCGAACCCCACGAAGAGGCGGGGCGACCGUUGCCAGAGAAGCCCCUAGACGCGUAGGAGCUCUGCUUUUGUCCCACGAGCACCUCGACGGGCGCUCUCCCACGGAAGCGACUGUCGGAAUUCGGCUGCUUUUCGCCUUGCAUCCCCUGCCUUCCUUGCUAGUCUUCCUUCCGCGGCACUGCCCGCUGCGACCCAGUCCCGCUUAGCUGGCCCACGGUUGCAGAGCACAGCUUUCAGCUUAUUUGGAAAAGUUGUGAAAGUCAUCUUAUAAAUCCACUUACCGAAUUUAUGGAGAAACCUACAAGUGAUAGGAGCUACUCAGACGAACUCCUUUUCCAUCUGAAAAGUAGAUCAGAGGAAGAUUUACCACAGCAUACCAGUGGAAGUCAUCUCAGCCUGAAGCAGGACAUCCCACACAAGAAGCCUGAACUGGAAACAAUGCUUAAAGAAGCUGAGUUGGCAACCUGCUCUGUAGAAUUACUUUUGCCGUUAUUUAAGGAUACCAUUGAAGAGAUUAGUUUUGAAAAUGCUGAUUUUUCUGCAUCCAAUUUGAAGAUAAUUUCUAAACAGAAGGAAAUAUUAACAAAAGAAUUAGACACAUUUAAACGUGUAAAACUGGCUUUAGAACAUCUUCUUAGAAAGACAGACUACAAACAAACAGGGGACAAUCUACCCAGCAUGUUAUUAGAGAACCUAACUGGUAAUGAAAGUGAAAAUACUAAUCUUAAGAAGAAGUUACUUGAAAAGGAGGCCUAUAUCCAAGAACUUUCAUGUUUGUGUCAGAAUGAAAAGGCAAAUGCUUUGAAAGCAAACCGUUUCUCUCAAUCAGUAAAAGUAGUACAUGAACGACUACAGCUACAAAUUCAUAAAAAGGAAGGAGAGAACGAUAAGUUAAAAGAAUACAUAAAGAGUUUAGAAACCAAGAUAGCCCAAUGGAACUUGCAGCUGAGAACAAAUAAACAUGAAGCUGUAACCAUGAAAGAAGCAAGUAGGCAAAAAGCUAUAGCUCUAAAAAAGGCAUCUAAAAUUUACAAACAAAGGCUUGAACAUUUUACAGGAGAUAUUGAAAACCUUACCUCCCAAAUUAGAGAUCAGGAAGCCAAGUUGUCUGAAACAGUUUCAGCUUCUAAUGCGUGGAAAAGUCAUUAUGAGAAAAUUGUGAUAGAAAAAGCUGAAUUGGAAGUUCAGAUAGAAACAAUGAAAAAGCAAAUCAGUAAUCUUUUAGAAGACCUGAAGAAAAUGGAAGCUCAUGGAAAAAAGUCAUGUGAAGAAAUUCUUAGAAAACUUCACUCAAUUGAAUAUGAAAGUGAAACUGUGAAUCUUGAGAAUACAAAAUUAAAGAAUACACUUGCUGUUUUGACAGACGAGGUUGUUUCUGUUGAAAAUGAACUCUUAGAGUUGCAAGAAGUGGAAAAACAACAGAAAAACUUGAUUGAAGUGUAUAAAUCUCAGGUAGAAAAGCUACAAGAAGCAGCUGAAAUGGUAAAAAGCAGAUGUGAAAAUUUGCUACAUGAAAAUAACCUAAUAACAAAAAACAAAAAUAGAAAAUUAGAGAAGAUGAGAGGCCAGAUGGAGUCUCAUCUGAAGGAGUUAGAGCAUGUCCGUGGUUCCUUGACGGCGGCCGAACGGAGGCUUCAGGAGUGUCAGGAGAAUCUACAGCGCUGCAAGGGGACAUGUGCAGACCAGGCACACACCGUUAGGGAGCUUCAGGGCCAGGUGUCCACGGCGGCCCCGAGCUUUCCAGAUGUGCUCAAGGAAUACUUUGGAAUGAUUUCACCAGUUGAGGGCACUCAUAUUGAUGGAAAUCACAAUCUUCUGACAGAGUUUUCUCUGGAAGAAGAAAAUUAUCUUGUUCAGUUGAAGUGUGAAAGCCUUAAGCAAAAAUUAGAACAGAUGGAUGCAGAAAAUAAAGAACUUGCAAAGAAGUUGGCAAAUCAAGAGGAAUGUCUUAAGCAGAGCAAUCUUAAAUUUAAAGAGAGAUCUGAAGAGUACACAGCAUUGGCCAGGCAGCUGGAAGCUGCUUUAGAAGAAGGAAGACAAAAGGUUUCUGAAGAGAUAGAGAAAAUGUCAUCUAGAGACAGGGCUUUCCAGAUUAAAAUAUUGCAUCUGGAAACUGAGCUUAAAAAGAAAAAUGAAGAACAAAGUCAACUUGUUUCCAAAAUGAACAGUAAAGCACACCAUCAGGAAGUAUGUCUGAAGGAAAUACAACAGAACCUUGAGAAGUCAGAGAAUCAAACUGAGAGUAUUAAAAAUUAUUUACAGUUUCUUAAAGCUUCUUACGUAACAAUGUUUGGAUAAAUUGUUGAAUGUUUCUUCUGUAAGCAUUAGGUUUUAACUGAGUCUAAAAUGUGAUUAGAUAAACAAUAAAUAAAUACACCACUGGUUAUUAUA
Tupaia belangeri chinensis (Chinese tree shrew) is the source of this 2393-nucleotide messenger RNA. RefSeq names its product outer dense fiber of sperm tails 2 like (gene ODF2L). NCBI's taxonomy places the organism in Eukaryota, Metazoa, Chordata, Mammalia, Scandentia, Tupaiidae. Gene Ontology annotation, cellular component: ciliary basal body; centrosome. The record is from RefSeq and is a predicted model, not a curated record. Gene Ontology annotation, biological process: negative regulation of cilium assembly. The coding region runs from base 291 to 2300 and encodes 669 amino acids. The transcript has 17 exons.